This is a messenger RNA of Aureococcus anophagefferens, 2883 nucleotides long. RefSeq lists its product as hypothetical. Lineage: Eukaryota; Pelagophyceae; Pelagomonadales; Pelagomonadaceae. Gene Ontology annotation, biological process: regulation of DNA-templated transcription; actin filament polymerization. Bases 1 to 2883 code for a protein of 960 amino acids. The record is from RefSeq and is a predicted model, not a curated record. Gene Ontology annotation, molecular function: microtubule binding; actin binding. Gene Ontology annotation, cellular component: cytoplasm; actin filament. The transcript has 3 exons.
AUGGAGGACCCGACGCGCCAGGCGCGGCGUACGACGCGCCACACGGGGACGGGCGUCGGCGCGACGUCGACGUGCCCCAUCUGCGGGCUGUCGUUCCCGACGAAUCGCAUCGCCGAGCACGCGGACCGCUGCGCGGCAUCGACGUACGUCGACGAGCUGGAGGCGACGACGGGACGCGGACGGGCCCCGCCGGGCGGCGGCCUCGGCGCGCGCGCCGCGUCCGGUCGGGGCGCCGCGCGCGCCGGCCGCCGCGGGACGGGAGAGGAAGGCGGCAACGAAUACGCGCCCUUUCUAGAUUACGGCGCCGCCGGCCGGGCGCCGCCGACGAAGCGCGCCGCGCCGCGGCCCGCGCCGCGGCCCCGCGGCGCCGCGGCGCCCGCGGCGCCGCGCGCCGCCGCGCCGCGCGCGCAGCGCGCGCCCGCGGAGCCGCCGCGGUCCGACGACGCGCCGCGCCGGGGCGGGGCCCCGCUCGCGCACGGCAAGACGUGGCGCGUGCCCGGCGGCGAGGCCGCGCGGCUCCGCGGCGGCUCCGUCAUCUACGCCGCCGAGCUCCCGCCGCACGUCCUCGAGCGCGUCGCGCGCGCGGAGAGCGUGCUCGCGUCGCUCCGGCCCGAGGCCUGCUCCUUCACGACGGGCAAGGGCACGCUGGACCGCAAGCGGACCAACGAGUACCGCCGCCGCGUCCAGGAGGAGGAGUACCAGCUCGAGCUCUACCGGUCGACGCUCGGCGCGCCCGCGCCGCCGCGGCCGCCGCCGCCCGAGACCCGCGACGCCCGGGCCGAGCGCCGCAGCGCCGCGGACGACGCGCCGCCGCCGCCGCCGCCGGAGCCCCACCAGCCCAAGCUCCUGCUCCGCGUCCACGUCGGCGACGACGGCCGCGCCGCCGCCGUCGCCGCGCCGUCGAACAAGGAGGCCCUGGAGUACGUCGCGCGCAUGCGGAGCGUCCACAAGCUCUCGCCGCGGACCAUCGCGACCUUCGUGGAGCUCCUCAAGGCCUACAAGCGCAAGGUCUUCUCCGCGGCGGACGUGAGCCGGCGCAUCGCGACGCUCCUCCACGGCUACCCGGACCUCAUCAAGGACUUCGACAACUUCCUCCCCGUCCACGACGCGCCCGACGGCGCCGCCCCCGCGCCGCCCGCGCCGCCGGCCGCGGACGCGGACCGCGCGGCCGCCGCGCGCCGCGCGGCCGCCGCCGCGGCGCCGCCGCCGGAGCCGCGCGAGUCCGACUACACGCGCGCCUGGCGCGACCGCGCCGGCGGCGCCGCGCCGCGCCUCGACCUCCUCGCCUUCGCGCCGGCCGCGGCGCCGCCGGCCGCGGCGCCGCCGGCCGCGGCGCCGCCGGCCGCGGCGCCGCCGCCGCCGCCGCGCGCCGCGGCGCCGCCGCCGGCCGCGGACGCGGCGCGCGCGGCCCAGUACCGGCAGCUGCAGGCCUACCAGCUCCAGCAGGAGCACACGCGGCAGCUCCUCGAGCGGCAGCGGCAGCUCGCCGGGCCCGCGCCGCCCUUCGUCGACCCGGCGGCCGCGCACGACGCGUGGCGCGGGGCCUGGGUCGACUACAACGGCACGCUCGCGCGGCUCCAGGCCGCGGGCGCGCCGGCCGCCGACGCCGGCGUCCGCGAGGUCGUCGCCGCGGCGUCGCGCGUCAUCGCCGCGGCGAGGACGAUCGCGGCGCUGGCGCCGCGCGCGGCGCCGCUCGCGGGCGGCGCGCCGCCGCCGGCCAACAACGUCGGCGCGCCGGCCAUGUCCGCCGUCGCCGCGGCCAACACCAUCGCGGCGCUCACGUGCGCGGCGCCGCCGGGCGCGGCGCCGCCGCCGCCGGCCGCCGCGCGGCCCGCGGCGCCGCCCGCGCCGCCGCCGCCGCCGCCGCCGGCCGCCGCCCCCCCGCCGCGGCCGGACGCCGCGGAGCUCCUCCGGCGCCAGCGCGAGCUCCUCGCGGCCCGCUACGGCGUCGGGCCCCGCGCGGCGCCGCGCGCCGCCGACGACCCGCGCUUCUUCCACGGCGGCACGGGCGAGUCGAGCGACCUCGACGCCUACAGCGACAGCGACGGCGACGCCUCGAACCACGCGCCGGCCCCCGCGCCCGGCGACGGCGACGCCAGCGACGACGACGACGACGACGACGCGCUCGACGUCGCGCGCGGCGCCGGCGACGCCGCCGCGGACGACACGGGCGCCAAGCGCGCGACGCUCGACGCCCUCGUCGCGUCCCUCGCGAGCCGCGCGGCGGCGCGGGCGGCCCGCGACGCCGCCGUGCGGCGGCGGCCGUCGCUCCGCGCGGCCGCGGGCGCCAUGGCGGCCGCGACGGGCCGAUCGCUCGACGAGGUCGCGGACGCGGGCCGCGCGCCCGAGUCCGUCGCCGAGCUCCUCGGCGCGGGCCCGCUGCGGACGAAGCGCCGGCGCGCCGCCGUGCGCACGGACUACGCGCGCAUGCGCGCGCUCGUCUACGAGGUCUGGGACCGGGCAGCAAAAGAGUGCGACAUUCCCAACUUUGGAGGCUCAUAUCUCGGCUGGUUUCCACUCGUCUGGGACCGCUACGCGGACGACGCGGAGACGUUCGACGCGUUCGCCGCGGCGGUGCUCGGCGCCUGCGACGGCGGCGGGCCGCCGCCCCAGUCCUUCGACGCCAUGGUCGAACGGCUGCGCGCCGUCUUCCGCGGCGAGGCCGACGACAUCGUCGAGGCCAUCGUCGACGCGCGGCCGGGCGCGGCGCCGCGCGCGCCGCCGGACGGCUCCGCCGCCGAGCCGCCCCUGGACGACGACGGCGCGCCCCGCGUCGAGUUCCUCGGCGAGCGCCGCAAGCGCUUCCGGGGCAUGCCGCCGCCGGGCGCGCCGGGCGCCGCCGCGCCCGCGCCCGCCCUCGAGGCCGCCCUCGAGGCCGCGUGA